AUGGGCCGCUGCAGAAUCAGCCUGGCUCAAGAGCAGGAUCGAAUCGAUAGCCUUUUGUCUCAAUUCCGGAGCAUGACCAAAUGUGUCGACACCAAAGGCCUGCAUGAUGAAAUGAAAACAUUCAUCACCCUGACACACUGCAAAAAUCAUCAUCGCGAUGAAGCUGUUAAAGCUUUCAAUAGAUGGAAAAGGCAACGGAAAGCAGCUACCUCAAAUAUACGACCAGUCACUCCGCCGAGGAGUGUGACAUCACACGAUGAUUCAUUCGAAUCUGACUCUGAUACCAACAGCAUGUCAUUUUCUAGUCUUGAGAGAGGCAUUCCAGAUUAUGACAAGUCUAUAUUGGAUUCUGACAUUGAAGACAAAAUACAGAGUUUAAAUAUCGCUACAUCUGUGCGCCACGCUAGCACACAGACAAUGGACAAUGACAUUAACGAAAGCGGAAGAGAAAAGUUUGAUGAGAUGCUCGGUGAUGUCCAUUUUCCUAAAUUAGGGAAAGAUUACAACCACGGAAAAAUAUCUCAAACAAUGCAAGAGAGUUUUAGGGACAUAUCACAGGCCGGCAUUCUCUAUGUCCUUGAGCAUACUAAGUUACCUGGCUUAUUCAAGAUUGGACGAUCAAAGUAUCCUCAAGAUGUGAGACACAACCAGAAUUGCUACAAAAUUGAGACAGAUGGUGUCCAUGCGACGGAACCGUUCAUUGGCUAUGCGCAGGCUGAAAAACUUGCUCUUCAAAUUCUACGGCAUAAGAGGCUCUUGAUUAUUGAAUGUAUUCAUUGCUCAAAAGCUCAUCAGGAGUGGUUCCUGGCAACUAAGAAAGAGGUUGUCGAUGUUGUUAAGCUAGCAGAGCGGUGGUUCAGUAUACCCGCAUACGCACUCCAAGGCGGUGUGUACAGAUUAACCCCAAAGGCAGACGGUAUACACAAGAAGCUAUAUCACUUUUCUGUGUCCAAAAUGGAUAAACUUAUGAACGAAGUCUACGGAUCCAAAGACGCUUUCCGCACAUUGCCUGAUGCGCCAUCGACAGCUGCAACACGAGAAUUAGGCGCUUCUGCUGAAAAAGCUGCUGAAAAAGCUGCUGAAAGAGAAGCUGAAAGAGCUGAUGAAGAAGCAGUCCCGAGAAUUUUAGUCGACGAAAUUCUUGAUACAACACCUCCCCAGAGAUACAAGACGCGGGCUAAAUCUCACGCGGCAAGAACUGGCGUCAAGGGAGAGAGUCCUUUGUUGGAAACGGAGGAAAUAUUUGCAAUGCACCAGAGACGGUCGAGAGAGACGACGCCCGAUGGGGAUGGCAAUUAUAAACUUGUGACAGAGCUUGAAAUGACGAGAACUAUUUACACAAAAGUCUCGAUAUCGGAGCUUAACCAAGGCAGUGGAGUUUAUGACUUUUCUAAACAUGUUGUCUUUGGUUGCAAUGGAGAGAAAGAGAGGCGUGCGGAGAUCAAAGUCCAGGAAGUUGGAAAAUCUGAAUAG
This is a messenger RNA of Trichoderma gamsii, 1473 nucleotides long. RefSeq lists its product as hypothetical. NCBI's taxonomy places the organism in Eukaryota, Fungi, Ascomycota, Sordariomycetes, Hypocreales, Hypocreaceae. The record is from RefSeq and is a predicted model, not a curated record. Bases 1 to 1473 code for a protein of 490 amino acids. The transcript has a single exon.